ACGAUUGAGAAAUCUAUGUUUUGACAUAAUUUAAAAUUUUCCAAAGAAUAUUAUUAUAUCAAUAUUUAUUAAUAAUAGGUAAAUUAUAUAUUUUAAUUUUGUAAAGUAAAAAGCAGAGAUCGAUUUAUCAUCCUUUCCACAUAUCCUAUGGUACCGUCUACAUCUCGUAUUUUACGCAUAUUCAUUUAAUUUAAAUAAGCAACGAAUAUGUCGGAAAGGCUGAAGAAUACGAACAUUUCAAAUGAGGAGGUGAUCGAUGACCUCACUAAAGACUUGCAGUUUGCUUUAAAAACCGAAGACAAGGAUAAUGUUAUUGAACCAGACAACAAAGCGAACACCUCACACUCUUCGGAUAAUACUUUUCAAGACAUUCCUGUAGAAGAUGAUCAGGAGACAACAGAGAAACAUGAUGAUGAGGAAAAAUAUGAGAGUGAUACAGAUUCAAUAGACGAAGUAUCAUUGAAAGAUGCCGAGUUAGAUUUAACAGAUGACGAAAAGGAAGAAAGGAGAACAAUAGCUGAGGGGUUAAAAGUUGCCGGGAAUGAUGCGUUUAAAGUUUCAGAAUAUGAGAGGAGUAUAGAGAAAUAUACAGAGGGUUUAAAAAUAUGUCCGUUACAAUUCACCCAACAGAGAUCCGUUUUAUAUUGCAACAGAAGUGCCGCUAAGAUAAAGCUGGCGAAACAUAAGUCCGCCAUCAGAGAUUGUAACAAGGCAAUUGAGCUAGAUGACAAAUAUAUUAAAGCAUAUUUAAGGAGAGCACAUUCCUAUGAAGCCACAGAGAAGUUAGACGAAAGCUUAGCAGAUUAUAAAAAGGUUUUAGAGCUAGAUCCGGGCCACAGAGAAGCUAACAUCGCAGUCCAUAGACUACCGCCGCUGAUAGAGGAGAGAAAUGAGAAAUUGAAAACAGAAAUGUUAGGGAAAUUAAAAGAUUUGGGAAAUAUGAUUUUGAAGCCUUUCGGUUUGUCCACAAAUAAUUUUCAACUUGAACAAGACCCAGAUAGUAAAGGUUAUAAAAUUAAUUUUAAGCAAUAAAGACAUAUGAUUUGC
This is a messenger RNA of Leptidea sinapis, 1047 nucleotides long. RefSeq names its product tetratricopeptide repeat protein 1-like. Lineage: Eukaryota; Metazoa; Arthropoda; Insecta; Lepidoptera; Pieridae. The transcript has 4 exons. Gene Ontology annotation, molecular function: protein binding. Bases 208 to 1032 code for a protein of 274 amino acids. The record is from RefSeq and is a predicted model, not a curated record.